Messenger RNA from Cotesia congregata, 3726 nucleotides. The record is from the annotation of a GenBank genome assembly. NCBI's taxonomy places the organism in Eukaryota, Metazoa, Arthropoda, Insecta, Hymenoptera, Braconidae.
AUGAAGCAGACGGCGAAUUCGCCUACAACUGCCCAAGUGCAGUCAUUAGUUUUAAUCGGAAGAAUAAGACAAGAUCUCUAUCGGCGUUCAGCUGAAUCUGAUCCAAUUAUUGUCGAGGAUCACAACUCUUGUUCAACUAGGUCAUUAAUAUCAUCAUCGGAGAUUAAGGACCAGCACCAUAACAGUUCACCAAAAAAAGAUGACCACCAGCAGGAUUCAAAAGCUAAAACACCACCGGGAAUGUCGAGAAUUUUAGAGGUUGAUGCCGACAAUUAUAUGCUGCGCAAAGGUUCCUCUUCGUCCAGUGGUACCAGCAACGGUGUCGUUGUCACCUCAACAACCACCAGCGGGCCGAUGUCCUCGGUGGUACCAAAUCUCGUGACAACGAGUCCCACCACCGGUAAUACCAAUAAUACAAGCAGCCCCUCAAGAAUAGUAACACCGGAUUAUAAUAAUUCAAUAUCUUCAUCAACGAGCACGUGCGAAAACUCGGCAUGCGCCUCGUCACCCGGCAACGAGACCGGCCAAUCGUUAACGUCCUUCACCGCACAACACCACCCGGAGCAGCCGCAUGGAAACGGUGACUUGGAGCAACGUUCCUCGAGUAAUAAUAAUAUUAACAAUAAAGCACAAUUGACUGAUAUUCAGUUGAUGAAAUUUAGUGAUAAUAAUUUGCGUAUAAAAUCGUCGGAGUGGACGGUGGAGAACGCCGGUAGUGAGCUAAAUGUUGAUAGUAACAGUAUCCAACUACAGCUUAAACAGCAGCAUGUAUCAUGCGCACGACCUCUUUCUUUUCACCGGCACAUGUGUUGGUGCACUAACGCUAGUAAAGUCGUCCUGGUUCCAACAAAUUCUAGCAAUGAGCAACAAACUAAUGUCGACAAGGUCGAUAGGCUCAUUGAACUCCCCGGUGUUGAUUCUGGUCAGGUUCUCAAAGUCAAAGAGAGUUUUAAUAAUUGUGAUGAACAGCAGUUGUUAACCCGGAGCAAUAAUAUCGUUAAUUACAAAAGUAUUAACGGUAUUAUUUGUAACACAAGAAAUAGUUAUGGGGUUGUUGAUAACAAUAAUGCUAAUAACAAACAGUUUAAAAUAUUAAAUACACAUCAUCGACACAAUAAUGUUAUUGAUAGUAAUAAAUUUUCAAGUCUCUGUUGUUGUAUGUGUGGAUCUAUUUGUCCUACAGAGUGUCACGCCUGUUUCCACAUUGUUUGCAAGGAGUUCAGCGGUCAGCACUUGUGCCAGUGGAUCCCGAAGGGUCAUGCAUUGCCGGGGCAAGUUUACGAUGUAGAAAAGCCCGUCAACGAAUGGACAUCGCUGAAUGUCGUUGAAUGGAUGUCGGCCCUAAAUCUGUACCGCUAUGCAGACGUCUUCAAGUCUAAGGACAUCAAAGGCGCCGAUCUUAUUCAUUUGGAUCGGGAUAAGCUGAUGAAUAUGGGAAUAAAAGAUGAAUUCCAUCAAAAAAAUAUAUUGGUGUGCAUUGAAGAGUUGUGUCGGCCAUCUUCAUUGCCAGCAUUACCAGCAUCCGCAGCCGAUAACAAGAGGUGCGACAAGUGCCACAAAUAUCUUCGGGGUCUUUUGCAUCAAGGAUUCCUCUGUCAAGAUUGUGGUUUGGUCGCCCACAGAACGUGCUCAGCAACGGGUUUGCCCACGGCUUGCAUACCAUCUGACCAAGAGAGUCGUGCUAACCGAUUGGUUUCAGUUUUUGGCCUUGCAUUAUGCUCUCAAUUUGACACGAAGGUACGAUCGGCGCCGAUACUCGUCGAAAGAUGCACUCGAGUUCUUGAAGAAAGGGCUUUCAAUGAUUUAUCAUUAGAUUUAUAUAAAGUUUAUUACAACAGUCCGCCUAAUGAACAAACCUUAGAAUUACGUCAAAAGCUCAAUCAAGAUGUCUGCAAUACUGAUUUGAGUUCCUACAGCCUUCAAUGUAUCGCCAGUGUGUUGAAAAAAUUUUUACGGGAAUUACCCGACCCUGUGAUACCAGUUCAAUGGUACGAUAGAUUUUUAGAAGUCUCAGGUCUGAAAAAUGAUGAACAAUGUGCAGUGAGGCUAAAUCAAUUAGUAACAGAAUUACCGGAGCAUCAUAGAAGUACAUUGUACUAUUUAAUGGCUCAUUUUUGUCGAAUUUGUAAAUUGCAACAUACGCGAGGGUUCACGGAACCGCCGACAAUUCUUGUACAAGUAUUGUGUCAUAUAUUCCUGAGGCCUCCUUGGGAACGCAUUAUACAAGUAGUACAUAAUACUGAGGCACAUAUACGUAUAAUGGAAUUGUUAUUAUUGCACGGUAAUUGGGGUGAGAGGUUACCAGAGUUUGCAAAUCCUCCACGUUUACCACCACGUAAAGUUUCGAGGCCACAGUUUCCAGUACUUGAACAAUUUAAUACUAUGGAUGAUGAUAAUGUUAUAAGUGAUCGUCAAAUUUGUAUUGAUAAUAAAGAACAUCAAACUCACAGGCCACGAACUCUCCAAGAUGCUGAAUGGUAUUGGGGCGACAUAACGAGAGAUGAUGUUAAUGAAAUGAUGAUUGAUGCACCAGAUGGUACAUUUUUAGUACGUAAUGCGUCUUCCAAAGGCGGAGAGUAUACAUUGACAUUACGAAAAGGCAGUACAAACAAAUUGAUUAAAAUUUGUCACCGUAACGGCAAAUAUGGUUUUUCCGAGCCGUACAACUUUCAUUCGGUAAUCGAAUUGGUUGAUUAUUAUCGCAACUGCUCACUUGCACAGUAUAAUUCAACUUUAGAUAUCAAAUUACUCUACCCAGUCUCGAGAUUCCAACAGGACGAUGAAAUAACAAGUACUACUAAAGAUAUGCCAGAUGUUAUUAAAAAGUUAAUUGAUCUGAACAAAAAAGCCGAAGUCCAAACUAAAAAAUAUCAAGAAUACGCAUCCGAGUAUCACAAGACAGCGUAUGAGGUUCAAAUGAAACGUCAGGGACUGGAAGCAUUCUGUGAAGCUAUGAAAUUAUUGGAAGAACAGAGUAAACUUCAAGACAAGUAUCAAGAAGAAGCGCAGCCACACGAGAUAUCUCCAUUGAAUGAUAAUGGUGAAUUACUGAGAAACAGAUUGAAAUCAUUGGAAGAUAGUCGUGACCAGCUUGAAGAGAGUUUAAGAACUCUAGUAACUUACAAUCGUUCUCUUGAGCGUGAAAUGCAUAAACUAAAACCAGAUCUUAUAGAGCUUACAAGAAGUCAAGAUAAAUAUUCUCUGUGGCUGAGGAAUCACGGAAUGAAACAGUCGAGGAUCGAUCAAUUGACAUCAAAUCAUGCGCUAUCAAAUCAAUUUGGUGGAGAUUCGGUGCUAGGUGACUUGCAAGAGGUUGAUUUAGUGCACUAUAAUGAAGCGACGUGGCUUUAUCUUGAAGGUUCAAGAACAGAUGCUGAUAUAUUAUUGUCUGGACGACCUAAUGGAACUUUUCUUGUGCGUAAAUCAAGAACUGGACAGUACGCUCUUUCAAUUAUGUGUAAUGGUACGGUAAAUCAUUGUAUUAUAUAUGCAACAGAAAGAGGGUACGGUUUUGCAGAGCCAUACAAUAUUCACAAUACGCUAAAAGAUUUAGUGCUGCAUUACGCGACAAAUUCUCUUGAAGAGCACAACGAAAGUCUCAACACAACUUUGAUGUACCCAGCAUUAGCGCCUCUGCCGAGUCUAGGUCAUCGGCAAACCCAGCAAAUAAUUUCGCAAAAUCAAAAUCACUUAGAUAUGGUCAACAGUCUGCGUAUGGGCGGUUGA